Cuscuta campestris is the source of this 1910-nucleotide messenger RNA. The record is from the annotation of a GenBank genome assembly. Lineage: Eukaryota; Viridiplantae; Streptophyta; Magnoliopsida; Solanales; Convolvulaceae.
UAUGAGACGCAGCUAUCUCAUCUCAUACGUAUUAGUCUUGAUAUAUAUUAUGAUGUCCGCAUUGUCAUAAUAUUCGACUAAAGAUGGUCACAGGGUUGAUUGGCGAACCACACCACCCGGGUUCGAUCCCUAGAAGAUGCAAAUUUGGAGGAAUUUUAAAGAGUUAAGCGUGCUGGCAUGGGUGUAGCAGAAAUGAUGGGUGACCCCCUGGGAAGUAGAUUUGGGCUUAUGGGCUGGGCUUUAGAUUGGGCUUACUUUGGGCUUUCUAUAGUGGGCUAUCUAUCUCGGGUGUUAACGGGCCCCGGGGUAGUCACGAGGUUAACGGGCCUCGGGCCCCUUGCUUGCCGUCCUAGGUUUGGGGAUGAUGGUCAGGUAUUGUGGGAUGGGAAAAUAGGCAUAUUCCCAUUCACAUUUCAAGAAGCUGCUAAAAGAACAAGCAAAAAUAGGUCUGCUGGUACAAUGAAAACAAAGCCCAUUCCAAAAAUAACAAGAGAUGUCAUGAGAGAAAUGAUGGUACAACAACUACUGCCAGCAAUAAGGGAAAAAUGGCCACAGAGUUCUAAGCAUGUUUUCAUACAACAGGAUAAUGCUAAACCACAUGUUGAUAUUAAUGACCCAGUUUUUGUGGCUGCUGCACAAGAGAGUGAUUGGGAUAUUAAGUUGCAAUUUCAGCCCCCCAAUAGCCCAGAUUUAAAUGUUCUUGACCUUGGAUUCUUUAGGGCAAUAGAUGCAAUACAAAACAAGAGUGCACACAGGUCAUUGGGGGAUCUCAUAAAUGCUGUCACAACUGCUUUUGAACAACUCACACCACAAGUUUUAAACAAUGUGUUCUUAACCUAUCAAGGAGUCAUGGGUGAGGUGUUGAGGCAUAAAGGAGGAAAUAAUUUCAAGAUACCUCACAUGGGGAAGAAAAGGCUGUCCAGGGAAGGAAUACUUCCACAAAACUUGGGAGUCAGUACUGAAGUGUAUGAAGAGGCAUAUAUAUACUCUUUUCACGCCUCCUUCUUCCCCGAUCGAGACACGCCGCCACUAGACCUAGCCAGUUUUCCUUCUCUGACGAACUCCGAUCACCGUCCCCCGCAGCAAGCUCCGGCGACUCCCUCUGUCCCGGCGAAGUCCAGCAGCGACGGGAAGGGCGAUGUCGCGAGGCCAGUCGACGUCUAAGAAUGGUCAGCGGCGGGAGACCUCCAUCUUUGGUGGAGAAUUUCCGAUCAGACAGAGGGGUGGUGGGUGUGAUCUCCACCGGCGAGAAGGGGGGGAGUGGCCUCCAUCUUUUCCGGUGAAUUAAACAGUGGGGAGUCCAGCGAGCAUCCUCUGCUCCGGCGAAAAUAGCAGCGAAGGUGUCUAGAAGGCAGGCCGGCGACGGCGUCUGGGCAGCGACUCCGGCGAUAUCUGCUAUAUCUGCAAUGUCUCUUUUCACUACCCAAUCGCCAACUGGAGUUGCUGGAAGCAGUGCACGGGCUGUGGGAUCNGAAAAAUAUUAUUGACACCUCUGUCAUUUCACACCAAUGGUUUAUUGGCAGUGAUUUUAAUACUAUCACUUGUUUAAGUGAGCAUAAAGGCAAUACUCCUAAUCAUACUGAUAUGACUGCAGAUUAAUCACAAACCUCUACUAGUCACUUGCAUGAAGGUUCUUUUCCUCGGUUAGGUUAAUCUUUUGGUGAUUCAACUCAUAUAUGUUUUGCUUGCAGAUUAUCAUGGUCACAAUGGCAUCAAGAAUUGAAGGUCUAUUUUCCCCUGAUUCAAUGCUGGAUGUUAUUGAGGGGACAAAUAACUAAAUUAGGCAUGCUCAAUGGACAAUUAGAAUGUGAUUUUAAUUAUGUAAAGAUUAAAUUAUUAGAUGUUAUUAAGAUUUUGGAUUGUAUAUUUGUAUGUAUUUAGAUAUUAUUCAAUAUAUUGUACAUUUUGGA